Messenger RNA from Colletotrichum graminicola M1.001, 1044 nucleotides. RefSeq lists its product as uncharacterized. The transcript is spliced from 3 exons. The record is from RefSeq and is a predicted model, not a curated record. The coding region runs from base 1 to 1044 and encodes 347 amino acids. Lineage: Eukaryota; Fungi; Ascomycota; Sordariomycetes; Glomerellales; Glomerellaceae.
AUGAGAGAUCGAUCAGGGGCAGGAACCCAACCGAGAUCUCCACAGCCCGCCGGCAUCGCACCGCGUCAGCAGACCAACGAUACCGACAUCACCGUUCAACAAGACUGCCCAUUUAGCGCGUUCGACGAAUAUUACAUCACCGACUUUCUACAAGAAAAGUUCCAAGAUCUCUCCACGUCGGACCACUGCUGGAUCAUAAAAGGCGUUCGAGGGCUGAGGGAGCUGCUUCACAGGAACAUCUCCGCUAAUCCUAUUCUCAAUGUCACAAUACCAACAUGUGUUACCCUCAACGUUACCAGCUCUGGCAAUUCCUUCUCCAUCGAUUUCUCGGAUGACUCGUACGAAGUCAAUGGAGUUAAAGAGAACGACUUCGUGCUUUUGACUUAUAUCCACCUUGUUACCAUGACUGCUGCGUUCUUUCUCUCAUACCCAAUUAUCCUGGUUCUCGCAGCCACGCCUAGCUUAUGCAUCAUGAUCGACCGCCCGUUGCAGGAGUCAACGAAGCGAAAAGUUGGGAUGUGGCAGACCAUCUUCACCAUCGUUUUCUUCGCGCCAUUAUCGAUUGUAGGCCUUGUCACGGGAAUCAUAGCAAUGGGGAACUCUGACCACGCCAGAACAGAACACGGGGUAACCGGAUAUGUAACGGUCGGCCUGGCGGCCAUCUCUGUCCCUCUUUACUUGUACCAGAAAAGACUCAGCACACGACCGGAUAUAACAUUCUAUAUGUACCGCCGUCUCAAGUUCAUCAACGCCUUGGACUUCCUCGUCUGCCAGGCAAUCCUCCUCAUUUCGGGCUUCGCGCUCCCCGACGGCAUUGACGAUUUUGGAAUCAUGACCAUUUGCGGCACCACCACCAUUUCCUCGUCACUCGUCUUUUCCCUUGGAAUGAUCGUGUCCUUCGUGUGGAACUGCGCGAUGGCGACCAUGACGGUGCAGUGGCUGCUCGAACGGCGCAUCAAAGGUGGAAGUUUCAGGGACAGGGCACCACCUUGGAUGCUUAAGUUUUUAAGGAAGCGCGCGGACUCGGACCUGAGUUUCCAAUAG